This is a messenger RNA of Vicugna pacos (alpaca), 4428 nucleotides long. NCBI's taxonomy places the organism in Eukaryota, Metazoa, Chordata, Mammalia, Artiodactyla, Camelidae. The record is from RefSeq and is a predicted model, not a curated record.
AUGGAAGCCCACAAUGGGGAUCUUACAGCCAGGGAGACCUGCAAGGCGGGAUUCUCUGAAGAAGAUUACACAGCGUUAAUCUCCCAGAAUAUUCUGGAAGGAGAGAAGGUCCUCAAAGUCACGUUCAGCAGCUGUCUGGGCACCCAGGGGACGCAGUAUGAGACCAACAGUGUGGACUUCAAAGUCGGGGCCGACGGGACGGUCUUCGCCGCCCGGGAGACACUCAGUCUGCAGGGGAGUGGCCAGUGCCUUCCAGCGGAGGUAGGCACCCAAGCCCGGAGGGUGCAGACAGACCACCAUGAAGCCCCCAACGGCGGAAUUCCCGGCAAGGACAAAUCUGGCCAAGACCUCGAUUCUUCGAGCCCCGCUGCCUAUCACCGCCUCCUCGUGGUCCGCCCCCGCGAGUGGGCAGGAGCCCAUUGUGUUACCACGGACGCCCAGCCAUUUUUACCGACAUCAUCUAAUCUUUCCCUGGAUCCAGAUUCUCUCAACAGAUGCCUUUCCUCUGCAAAACUUAACCAGGCUUCUUUGGCUCUUCUCUACCCCCCCCACCCCCGAAUCACGCAGCAGAAGGGGAAGAAGAGCGCGGCUCUGGACCCCUCCCCGCCUCCGAGCGACACGCUGAUGCCGUGGCCCCAGCUCCCGAGCGCCAGCGGGCUGAGGCGGCAGAAGCGAGACUGGGUCAUCCCCCCGAUCAACGUGCCGGAGAACUCCCGCGGGCCCUUCCCUCAGCAGCUGGUCCGGAUCCGCUCGGACAAAGACAAUGACAUCCCCAUCCGCUACAGCGUCACCGGCGUGGGCGCCGACCAGCCCCCCAUGGAGGUCUUCAGCAUCGACUCCAUGUCUGGCCGGAUGUACGUCACGCGGCCCAUGGACCGGGAGGAGCGCGCCUCCUACCACCUCCGCGCCCACGCCGUGGACAUGAACGGCAACAAGGUGGAGAACCCCAUCGACCUGUACAUCUACGUCAUCGACAUGAAUGACAACCGCCCCGAGUUCAUCAACCAGGUCUACAACGGCUCCGUGGACGAGGGCUCCAAGCCAGGCACCUAUGUGAUGACCGUCACGGCCAAUGACGCGGACGACAGCACCACGGCCAACGGGAUGGUGCGGUACCGGAUCGUGACCCAGACCCCCCAGAGCCCGUCCCAGAACAUGUUCACCAUCAACAGUGAGACCGGGGACAUCGUGACGGUGGCGGCUGGCCUGGACCGAGAGAAAGUUCAGCAGUACACGGUCAUUGUUCAGGCCACAGACAUGGAAGGAAACCUUAACUACGGCCUCUCCAACACAGCCACCGCCAUUAUCACCGUAACAGACGUGAACGACAACCCGCCGGAGUUCAUGGCGAGCACGGUGCGGACACCACAGAUCCCCCCCAGCACCGGACAAGAUUCUAGACCACCCGACCAGGUCGUGACUGAGGAGCAGGAUGAGAAACCAAGUUCCCAGAAAAUAAAGAACCGAAUUCAGAAGGUGCUGGAGACGGCAGCCUGUAAGUGCGCCAUCUCCUCCAAGGAGGAGCACAUCAGACUCAGACAGGCACAGCUCCCUCCCAGCCUGGUACCUGGGCCGCAGCUUUUGAAGCUCAAAAGCCACGACCACCUCUUCCACUUGCCCACGGGCAGCAGCAAGGCUUGUCUGGGGCAGCUGCUCCUCCUCAGGGUGCAGACCCAGCCCCGGGUUUUGAGCAAAAGGUGGCGCCACGUCCGGAGGCAGCUGCGUGGAGACCCGGAUGACUUCAUCUCAAGACCUUUAACUCGCUGGCAUCUACAAAGACCCUAUGUGUCAAAAGGUCACAUGCACAAGUUCCAGAUGGACACAUCUUUGUGGACCACCCCCCCACCUGCUCCAACUCUGGAGGCGGCCCUGGCAAACAGCCGGGGCCUUGACCUGCUGCUCCCACUGGCCAAACGCAGCGGGAGGCAGAGAUGGAAGCUGCGGAUGGCGUCCCCGGGCACAGGACAGGCGGGAAGAGCAGGCAGCACCUGUUGGGCCGGCCCCGCAGCACCUCAGCCAGCUCACCCUCCCGGGCGUCUCUCCUUCCAGGCUGUCGACUAUGAGCUGAACAGGGCAUUCAUGCUGACCGUGAUGGUGUCCAACCAGGCGCCCCUGGCCAGCGGCAUCCAGAUGUCCUUCCAGUCCACGGCGGGAGUGACCAUCUCGGUCGUGGACAUCAACGAGGCCCCCUACUUCCCCUCCAACCACAAGCUUGUCCGCCUGGAGGAGGGCGUGCCCACCGGCACCGUGCUGACCACGUUCUCCGCAGUGGACCCGGACCGGUUCAUGCAGCAGGCCGUGAGAUACUCAAAGCUGUCGGACCCAGCAAACUGGCUGCACAUCAACGCCACCAACGGCCAGAUCAGCACGGCGGCCGUCCUCGACCGCGAGUCUCUCUACAUCAGGAACAACGUCUACGAGGCCACGUUCCUGGCAGCCGACAACGGGGUCCCCCCGGCCAGUGGCACCGGGACCCUCCAGAUUUAUCUCAUUGACACCAAUGACAACGCCCCUGAGCUGCUGCCCAAGGAGGCGCAGAUCUGCGAGAAGCCCGGCCUGAACGCCAUCAACAUCACCGCGGCCGAUGCCGACGUCGACCCCAACAUCGGCCCCUACGUCUUCGAGCUGCCCUUCGUCCCGGCCAGCGUGCGGAAGAACUGGACCAUCACCCGCUUAAACGGUGACUACGCCCAGCUCAGCCUGCGCAUCCUGUACCUGGAGGCGGGGGUGUACGACGUGCCCGUCAUCGUCACAGACUCCGGGAACCCGCCCCUGUCCAGCUCGUCCAUCCUCAAAGUCAAGGUGUGCCCGUGCGACGACAAGGGCGACUGCACCACCGUGGGCGCCGUGGCAGCGGCCGGCCUGGGCACCGGGGCCAUCGUGGCCAUCCUCCUCUGCAUCGUCAUCCUGCUGACCAUGGUCCUGCUGUUCGUCAUGUGGAUGAAGCGGCGGGAGAAGGAGCGCCACACGAAGCAGCUGCUCAUCGACCCCGAGGACGACGUGCGGGACAACAUCCUCAAGUACGACGAGGAGGGGGGCGGCGAGGAGGACCAGGACUACGACCUCAGCCAGCUGCAGCAGCCGGAGGCCAUGGAGCACGUGCUGAGCAAGGCCCCCGGGGUGCGGCGGGUGGACGAGCGGCCCGUGGGCGCCGAGCCCCAGUACCCGGUCAGGCCUGUGGUGCCCCACCCGGGGGACAUCGGCGACUUCAUCAACGAGGGGCUUCGAGCGGCCGACAACGACCCCACGGCGCCCCCCUACGACUCCCUGCUGGUCUUCGACUACGAAGGAAGCGGCUCCACUGCGGGCUCUGUCAGCUCCCUGAACUCGUCCAGCUCCGGGGACCAGGACUACGACUACCUGAACGACUGGGGGCCCAGGUUCAAGAAGCUGGCGGACAUGUACGGGGCGGCGAGGAGGACUAACCGGCCUCACUGCCCCGAUGCGAGAGAGCAGCGCUCGGACGGACGGACGGACGGGAGGAGCAGGCCUGGAGGCGGCGGCUGGCCCUCCUGGCUCCCGCGGCCGGCCACUUAGCGGUGUGCUGGGGCCCCCCCGCCCCAGCCCCCGACGCUGAGCUGCCUGGCAUGAACACUCCUGGCCCCGCGGUCCGCCGCCCACCCCGGUAGCUGACUGAGCACUACAGGCGAGCGAGAGGCACUCUGUCUUAACUUGAAUUUCUUAGAACAGAAGCACUGUUAAAAAAAAAAAAGUGCCUUUUGGUACAUGUAUCAGAUUCCCUCAAACUCAGGAGCGACUAAAAGCAAGAGACAGACCAAGCCCCCGCCGAGUCCUGAGCACCCCCAGCCCCAGCCCGGCCCGGCUCUGAAGGCGCCAAUUAAGGAACUGGGGAGGAUGUGGGGGGUUUCAGUCUAUGAUUAAGAAAAAAAAUGGGUGACUCACUUGACAAAACUGGCAAAUAGUUUAGGGUCCAAACUCCACCAGCCCUUCUGAGUCCUGGCGCUUUGCUGUACACAGUUGGGGGGGGUCUCCUGGGCCCCUUGGGGAUUCCCAAGGCCGGUGGGAGGCGGGAGGCCGGCCUUCGGCUCCCACAGCAGCAAGUCCCCCUGGGGCGGGCCAAGCCCGUGGACCAAAGUCCCACCAUGCAAUUUGGCUACACUGAGUUGUCAGCUACCCUGGCUCCCAGAUGCUGGAAAUAGCGGGGGCAGGUGGGGUUCCCAGGAGCCAUCCGUGCCUGAUGCGCCCCAUCUUGGCCAUUCCCAGGGCCCCCUAGUCAAUGAUUAGGCCUCCUCCAGGGCCAACUGUGACCCCAAAUACCACCCAGGUCCCCACUGGCUUUGGUCCAAGCGAGUAUGGCAUCCCAAGAAACCACAACCAAAACCAGCCAGCACCCCACCAAACCCCGGCAUGAGCCGCCCCCAGACCCGGGCAGACUCCCCAGGGACCCCACCAGAGGCCCAGCGAACA